CUUUGCCUCAGGACCAGACCCCCCAGACACUCUGCAACCAACACAAGGUGGAGUUUACUUUGACUGCACGUCUCCUAAUGCCUGCUACAACUAAUGGGCUCAUGCGACACCUGAUAUCCUCUCAUUUCCUCUCUCACAAAAGCGGAUCACAAUGAGCACAGCACGGGGCGAACACGUCGCCAUCGAUACCAGCUACACCACCAUCCACACGCUGAAAAGGCAAAGUGGAAAGGAGGGCAGGCCGCUCCGCUACAUGCAGAAAGAUGGCGGGUUUUCUGUGGUUUUCCAGAAGGCCCCCGGAGACUGGAGCCUAUACCUGAUGGACUUCUUCACCACUCUUGUGGAAAUCCGUUGGAGGGUGAUGCUCCUCGUAUUCUCCCUUUCCUACAUCUUCUCCUGGCUCCUCUUUGGCCUCUGUUAUUGGCUCAUCGCGUUUGUGCACGGAGACAUCGACGACACAGACAACGAACCCUGCGUGUACAAUGUGCGUGGCUUCACGGGAGCCUUCCUGUUUUCAAUGGAGACCCAGGCGACUAUAGGCUAUGGCUUCAGGGGGACGAGUGUGCAGUGUAUCGUGGCUAUUAUUUCGGUGACGGUUCAAAGUGUAUUCAGCUGCCUCCUCGACACCAUUGUCAUUGGCGCCGUUGUGGCGAAGAUGGCGUCCGCUCGUAAGAGAGCUCAGACAGUGGGUUUCAGCAGCUGUGCAGUAGUCAACCUGCGAGACGGGGUGCUGUGUCUGUCAUGGCGCCUCGGAGACUUCAGAGGAAAUCACAUCCUAGGGGGGGUAGUCAGGGCCCAGCUAGUCCGCUAUGUAAAACACCAACAGGGGUCUAUUGUGAUGUCCUAUCAGGACCUGGACAUUCAGAACAGGGACAUUGUCCUCGCCACACCAACCACCAUCAUUCACAAGCUGGAGCCCGGCAGUCCCCUCUACAGCCUGGGCCCUGACGACCUGCUGGGGGACGACUUUGAGCUGGUGAUGUCUUUCACUUACACGGGGGACUCCACGGGUAUGCUCCACCAGACACGCACCUCCUACACACCGGCAGACAUCCGCUGGGGCCAGCGUUUCACGGACAUGCUGAAAGUGGGCAGGAGGCACUACAAGGUGGACUACUCUCUGUUCAACGUGACCACGUGGGUGUCGGUGCCCCUGCUCAGUGCAGAGGAACAGGACAGAGAGAAGCUUCCUGUGGAGGACCUGGGUCCGCUCCUUCCGCCGGGCAAGACAAACGGACACACGCACCAGGUGAAUCGUGACCUCGCGGUGGAGGUGGUGCAACAAACAGCCUUGUAGCUACUACGUCACAGUGCAGGCUGGACUAUUCCCAGAAGAUUAGGUUCUGUCAGGACAGCAUGAUGAGAUGCGAUCUUGUAAAUAUAUUUAUAUGUGAUAUUCAAAUGUUUUUUGUAAGCUUCAAAUUAAUGAAUGAGUCGUGAGUUAAAUAAAAGCGACAUUUUCCUCAUAAAAGUCUU
Messenger RNA from Platichthys flesus (European flounder), 1476 nucleotides. RefSeq names its product inward rectifier potassium channel 16-like. The record is from RefSeq and is a predicted model, not a curated record. NCBI's taxonomy places the organism in Eukaryota, Metazoa, Chordata, Actinopteri, Pleuronectiformes, Pleuronectidae. Gene Ontology annotation, cellular component: plasma membrane. Gene Ontology annotation, biological process: potassium ion import across plasma membrane; regulation of monoatomic ion transmembrane transport. Bases 152 to 1297 code for a protein of 381 amino acids. Gene Ontology annotation, molecular function: inward rectifier potassium channel activity. The transcript has 2 exons.